AGACGUCAAAACUUGUAUACAACCCAUAUUUUAGGUUAUGUUUGGUGGGUGCAAAGAUGAAAACAUUUAAAUUAUAUGAUAAAACACUGAUUAUUUUUCUUUCAUCAUUUAAUUUUUGUAUUGGUUAUUGUAAUUUGAGUUAAGUUUAAAAGUAAAAUGGUUAAGGAUUCAUCAAUAUUAAUUUUAACAAGGCCAAGAGCUAAUGACGGUAUAUGGUUAACCCUCCUAUUACCAAUUUCGAUAAUAACAUCAACUCUGACACAUCCUAUUGUCUUAACACCCACUUACAAAUUGGUUGCAGUUUUUUGUGUGGGGUUAAUUAGUACAUCAUUAGUAUUUUAUUACCAAUAUUUAAAAAAAGAGCCACUUCAGUUGUUGUCUUUAUGGCAUGUACCAUCAAUAAUAUUAUCAGGUUUAAUAUUUAACCUUUACUUAAAUAAAGAUUUAAUUUUUUCCAUUAUAAGUGCAUUAUUUUGCACCCUUUUUUAUUACUACAAACUGAAAUGGACUUUACUUAAAUUUCCUCAUAGUUUUACAAUUGGGGAAGCAUGUUUAAUUGCCCAAGCUUUGGUGUUAAUAUUGUUUUCCACUGCAUUAAAUUUGCUCAGUCUAUCAAAUAAGGUUUUUAUAAGUAAUAUGCAAGUUUCCACACUAAUUAUACAGGUUGGCUUAUCUGGAAUUGGAGUAAUAGCAUAUUCUACAAAUGUGUUUAAAAUUAAAAAUGUAAUAUUUUUCUAUCUCAUUUUUGUGACAGUAGUCAUUAUGGGUGUAUUAUUACCUGUUCAUAUAAUUUUAAAAAGAAGUCCAAUACUAUGGAUAUUGGAAUUGAUGCUGUAUGACAUUUCUUCAAUUAAGCUUAUAUCUUUUUGGGUAAUUUGCAGUUUGGUGGCAGUAAUAGCCGUCCGAAAUCAAAUUUAUUUUAAGGAAAAGGCCACCACUAGUCAAAGAAAAGUUUUUCAUAUUCUUGCCGUUUCGGUUUUUGUUCCUGGAUUAAUAUAUAAGUGUUCAUUUUUAUAUCUUGCUAGUGGAGUUGUUUUAGGAAUAUUCUUUUGUUUAGAAAUAUUAAGAAUUAAAAAUAUUCCACCAAUUGGGAAAUACCUUCAAGACGGAUUUUCCGUGUUCAGCGACGAAAAGGACUGCGGAAUUGUUGCAUUCACCCCGAUUUAUCUGCUAACUGGCUGUGCUUUGCCACUAUGGAUUCACCCAGCACCCUGCGAUCCGACAGACUCGGCCAGCUUUAGUUUGUUGCCGCUUUUAAGUGGGGUUUUGACUAUCGGAAUUGGGGACACUGCUGCCAGUGUUAUAGGGUCAAAUUAUGGAAAACAUAAAUGGAAAGGAUCAUCAAAAACUAUUGAAGGAACAAUGGCGUGCAUAUUUAGUCAAUUUGCGUUCGUGAUGUUAUUAAAUUAUCUGGAUUGGAUCCGUAAUAUGACCACAUUCCUUUAUAUUAAGACUGCUGUUGCUAUUUUAUUAACAUCAAUUGUGGAAGCCAAAACUACACAAGUUGAUAAUUUGGUUUUGCCUCUUAUUAUGUACAUAAUUUUAAUUUAAUUGUAACUAAUUAUUUGUAUAAAGUUUAUAAUUUUGUUAUUUUUUAAAUAUAUACUUGUUCUUAAUGAUCAUCAACGCCCAGAGCAAACCGCUG
This is a messenger RNA of Brassicogethes aeneus, 1645 nucleotides long. The record is from the annotation of a GenBank genome assembly. Lineage: Eukaryota; Metazoa; Arthropoda; Insecta; Coleoptera; Nitidulidae.